CCGCAGGCGGCUAGCCCCACUGUCCGACAUCGCCACCGCCAUUUCCGUCCGGGUCUCACGCAGCCACUGUCACUAUCACCGCCGUGCGGCCGCUACUGCCUAGACCCACCCAAGCCCGGCCCAGCUCCAGAUUGAGGAAGCAAGGAGCUGGACUCGGCCGUCUGAGUCUCGGGACAGCGGCCUGCCUGGCCGGGGCGAGCCUGAAUCCGCGGGCUCGCAGGGAUCUGCAGCGAUGGACGAGGACCUGGUUCUGGCCCUGCGGCUUCAGGAGGAGUGGAACCUACAGGUCUCGGAACGCGACCGGGCCCAGAAACCCGUGUCGCUGGUGGACGCGUCCUGGGAGUUGGUGGACCCCACGCCGGACUUGCAGGCCCUAUUUGUGCAGUUCAACGACCGGUUCUUCUGGGGACAGCUGGAGGCCGUGGAGGUGAAGUGGAGCAUGCGGAUGACCCUGUGUGCUGGGAUAUGCAGCUAUGAAGGAAGGGGUGGAAUGUGUUCCAUCCGCCUCAGUGAACCUCUGUUAAAGUUGAGACCAAGAAAGGAUCUUGUGGAGACACUCUUGCAUGAAAUGAUACAUGCCUACUUAUUUGUUACCAAUAAUGAUAAAGACCGGGAAGGGCACGGUCCAGAGUUUUGUAAACAUAUGCAUCGAAUCAAUCGCCUGACUGGAGCCAAUAUAACGGUGUACCAUACUUUCCACGAUGAGGUGGAUGAGUACCGGCGACACUGGUGGCGCUGCAAUGGCCCGUGUCAGGACAGGAAACCCUACUAUGGCUACGUCAAACGUGCUACCAACAGGGCACCCUCUGCACAUGACUGUUGGUGGGCUGAGCACCAGAAGACCUGUGGGGGCACUUACAUAAAAAUCAAGGAACCAGAGAACUACUCAAGAAAAGGCAAAGGAAAGACAGAACUAGGAAAGCAGCCAGUCUUGGCAGCAGAGAAUAAGGAUAAACCCAACAGAGGUGACACACAGCUAUUAAUCCCUUUCAGUGGGAAAGGAUAUGUUCUAAGAGAAACAAGCAAUUCAUCCUCAUCUGGGAAAUUUAUCAUUUCACAUGCUAUCAGCAAAACCCAGGAUCUUCUAAGUCAAGACCAUUCAGCAAAUGCUCUAAGACCUAAUUCUAAAGUUGAGGUGAAAUUGAAACAGAAUGGUUCAAGUAAAAGAACUUCUCUAGUCUCCCCUGUUCUUAAUACUAGUCACCGAAAUGUUUUAAGCAACUACUUCCCCAGCGUAUCAGUUGCCAACCAGGCUUUCAGAAGUGUGAAUGGGUCUCCAGAGAGAAGUGUAACAGUUGGUGAAAUCAUUAAAAACUCAGUGUCCUCCAGUUCUCAGAGGAGGGUUGCAUCUUCUAAGACAUCCCUGCGGAAUUCUUUAAAAGCAAUGGAGUCAACGUCUGUAACUGAAUCCCAGGAGGUGAGUGGGCCUGAAGACAGAUACCCAAGUAAAAGACCCAGGCUAGAAGACAAGGCUGUUUUUGACAAUUUCUUUAUCAAGAAGGAGCAAAUACAAAGUGGGGGUAGUGAACCAAAAAGUAGUUUGCUUUCAACAGCUGCAACUCAGAAUUCCAGUACUUUGCCCAGUCAGAGCCAAAGAGUGAAUUGCCCUGUUUGUCAGAGUGAAGUUUUGGCAUCUCAGAUUAAUGAGCACUUGGACUGGUGCCUUGAUGGUGACAACAUCAAAGUAAAAAGCUGAAGUCUUUGAAAAAUGAGUGGGUCGCUCCAACUGCUAUAUUGCCUCACUGAUACAAUGUCAGCACCUCAGGGAGUUCUGUUUAAUAGUAAGAUCUGCAGGUUAUGAUCUAGUUCAUGUAAUUAAUACAAAAUACUCUAUUUUAUAUAUACAUAUGAAAUUGUAAUUAAGUCAUGUCUAAAGGUGCUAUAUUCCCUCUUGCCUUACCUAUACUCUAGUCCAGAGUUUGUUGUGCAUGUAUACAUGAGUAAUUCUUAGACACUUUUCUUCUUUCUUGCUCUUAAAGUUGUUUUAAUCUGUUGAUAGUUUUUAUUUGUAGACUUCCCUCAGAAUAUUCAGUGAGGAAGCCUGUCAAGUAUUUGGUUAAACUGAAUAUUUAUUAAUGUUAAAACUCAUUCACAGAACUUACAUUCAUAUUCAUGGCGUCAGACAUAAUGACCAAAAACACAGUCUGGAAUUCAGAAUAUAUCAGUUGUUUUAGGGUUCUCACGUUUUUUUUUUUUUUAAGUCUUUUAAAACAGGAAAUAAUUUUAUGUAUUUUAAAGAAUUUUAUUCUCCAUUUCUCUACAAGGUGGUGGCAGAUUUUAGGUUAAAAUAAAUUUCUUUUAGAACAUUACUAGUAACAUAUAGCCACUGUAAUCUGUAGGACACAGCUGUUUUAAUAAAGUUUAGCAAAAUGAGUGGUUAGAACCUGAUGCUAAAUUAAAUGGUAUAUUCUAACUUACUCUCAAGUUGCCUAAUUUAUGUAACAGUGAAACAUUAUCUGGAAACAGUGUUAAUGAACCUUAAGCCAAAGUUGGAACCAUUAUAAUAAAAGCAAUGUCAUUUGUGCA
Molecule: messenger RNA, 2526 nt
Organism: Manis pentadactyla (Chinese pangolin)
Lineage: Eukaryota; Metazoa; Chordata; Mammalia; Pholidota; Manidae
Gene: SPRTN
Product: SprT-like N-terminal domain
Exons: 6
Coding region: 233-1696 (487 amino acids)
Biological process (GO): DNA repair
Cellular component (GO): nucleus
Molecular function (GO): polyubiquitin modification-dependent protein binding; single-stranded DNA binding; metalloendopeptidase activity
Source: RefSeq, a predicted model, not a curated record